Messenger RNA from Clupea harengus (Atlantic herring), 2205 nucleotides. RefSeq names its product enhancer of mRNA decapping 3 homolog (S. cerevisiae) (gene edc3). NCBI's taxonomy places the organism in Eukaryota, Metazoa, Chordata, Actinopteri, Clupeiformes, Clupeidae. Gene Ontology annotation, biological process: deadenylation-independent decapping of nuclear-transcribed mRNA; P-body assembly. Gene Ontology annotation, cellular component: P-body. The record is from RefSeq and is a predicted model, not a curated record. Gene Ontology annotation, molecular function: mRNA binding.
GACUUGCACUAAUUAGUCUAGUUUCACGCUGUUUUCACAGGGGCAAGAAAAAUUCCACGAUAGUCCAAUUUCAGUCAAUAAUUUGUCAUUUUCAAAAAACAAUUAUUAAACGUUCUUAUUAACAGGACGGUCUCAAUCUAAGGUCACUGUGAAGCACUGGAACAAUGGCAGCAGACUGGUUGGGCAGUCUUGUAUCUAUCAAUUGCGGUCCAACACUGGGAGUGUACCAGGGAGAGGUGUACUCCGUCGAUCAGUCCAGCCAGACCAUCUCUCUCAGACAGCCUUUUCACAAUGGCGUAAAGUGCCCCGUUCCUGAGGUCACGUUCAGUGCCAUGGAUAUCAAGGACCUCAAGAUCCUAAAUAUUCACGGCAGCAGUGGGAAUGGCAUCACCCAGCGAAGCGUCUCGGACGUGGCGGCCUCCAUGGGCGGGCUUGGCAGCCGCGGCGGCGGCGGUGGCAAGACGGGGGGCGGCCCGACCAAUAGCACCCCUAUGGUGGUGCCCAGCCGAGCGGAGCAGAAGGCAGUGGAGGGCCACGGCUCCCCCCAGCAGCCCGGCGCCAAGAGCUACGGCGAGAGGCAUGCGGACGCGGCCGGCCAGACCAAAGGCUUCCGGCGCAGGCACAACUCCUGGUCGUCCAGCAGUCGGGGCGGGAGCCAGGCCACGCCGAAGAAGAACGGGAUGAAGAAUGGGGGGGGGAUGAAGAACAAAGACGACGAGUGCUUCGGGGACGUCUUGGACGACGGCCUGGACGAGGACUUUGACUUUGAGGGGAACCUGGCACUGUUUGACAAGGCGGCUGUGUUUUCCCAGAUCGAAACGUCACGAUCACGAGGGACGCCGGAGAAACAGACACAGCCAGCGCGGUACCGACACGACGAGAACAUUCUGGAAAACAAACCCGUCAUUUACAGACAAAUAGCUGUGCCUCAGCCAGGCGCCAAAGAGUACUGCACCGACUGCGGGCUGGUGGUGCCUAGCGUCUCGUACGAGUUGCACAAGCGUCUGCUGAGCGUGGCGGAGCGGCACGGCCUGUCCCUGGAGCGCCGGCUGGAGAUGACGGGCGUGUGUGCCAGCCAGAUGGCCCUCACGCUGCUCGGAGGACCAAACAGGCUGACCCCUAAGAACGUUCACCAGCGUCCGACCGUGGUGCUGCUGUGCGGCCCCCACGUGCAGGGCGCUCAGGGCAUCAGCUGCGGCCGCCACCUGUCCAACCACGACGUGGAGGUCAUCCUCUUCCUGCCCAACUUCGUCAAGAUGCUGGAGGCCAUCACCAGCGAGCUCUCGCUCUUCUCCAAGACAGGGGGGAAACAGGUGGCCAGUGUUAAAGACCUGCCCACCAGUCCAGUGGACCUGGUCAUCAACUGCCUGGACAGCCACGAGAACGCCUUCCUGCAGGACCAGCCUUGGUACCGCGCCGCGGGCGACUGGGCUAGCCAGAACCGAGCCCCCGUGCUCAGCAUCGACCCGCCGGUGAGCGGGCAGGAGGCGGCGGUGGAGGCCAAGUGGUCUCUGUCGCUGGGGCUGCCCCUGCCGCUGUCGGAGAGCGGGGGGCGCGUGUACCUGUGCGACAUCGGCGUGCCCAAGCAGGUGUUCCAGGAAGUGGGCAUCAAGUACCACUCCCCCUUCGGCUGCAAGUUCGUCAUCCCACUGCACUCGCCGUAGCCAUGGCGCCCGGCGGACGACACGUCACACUCUCUCGACCCUGACCUCUGACUGUGGGGUCAGGGGGCAUUGAGCCAGAGUUGAGCCUUAACCUCCUGACAGUCUAGAGUGUAAAGAGCUGUUUGCUUAGUGGCAGCUGGGUGUGAGAUGGAUGAAUGAAUGAAUGAAUGAAUGAAUGAAUGACUGCAGGACAGAAUAUAUUUCUUUCUCAUUCUUCUUCAUGCGCACAACCGUAUGAUGUAUGCUGUACUGAAAAGAGAAAAUGAAUGGUAUUAGUAUUCAGAAGAACAAUCUUUUUUUCCAUACUUAUUUUUUCCUUGCUGUGUUUACUGAGGUGUGUCUCCACUCUACUGAGGUCCCAGCAGACGCCUCCUGUGCAGGGGGGGGGGAGAGGAGGAGGAGAGAGGGAGGAACACAUGUGGUCUGUGCAGGGGGGAGGAGGAGACGGGGAGGAACACAUGUGGUCCAUCUUUUGUGUAGGAGUGAGCUAGUUCUCACCCCAGAGUAUGUUUACGGUGUGAGGGCUCCUGACAUGGUGUUC